Molecule: messenger RNA, 432 nt
Organism: Sclerotinia sclerotiorum 1980 UF-70
Lineage: Eukaryota; Fungi; Ascomycota; Leotiomycetes; Helotiales; Sclerotiniaceae
Exons: 3
Coding region: 1-432 (143 amino acids)
Source: RefSeq, a predicted model, not a curated record
AUGGGAUACACACACUACUGGAGCGUCAACGAACCCAGCAAAUGGAGCACAAUCUGGCCGCAACUAAUCCACGACGCGAACCUCAUCAUCAAAACCCUAGAGAACACCGCACCCCUCCUAGACGAAAAAGACGAUUACCAUCUCCCCACCACAGAACACGGAAUCCGCAUCAAUGGACAAAAUUACCAUGAAGAUUUUAUCCUGACUGAGCAUCAGAGUUGCGGGUUUGAUUUUUGUAAGACGGCUCGGAAAGAUUAUGAUAUUGUUUUUGCGAUAAUUUUGAUGCGUGCGAAGAUGUUGGCUGGAUGUGCUUUUUCUUUGAGUUCUGAUGGGGAUUGGGAUUGGGAUCAUGAGUGGCAGGAUGUGUUGGGAGUUUAUGUCAAAUUGUGGCCAGAUGAGGAGAGGCCUACUGGUGAUGUUCUUGAUCAGUGA